UCCGCCGUGACGGGUAUACGCGUCGCGCGCACAUGAACUCGGUUUAAACGUUUUCAAGUAGUGUCUUGGAUAAGAUUCCCGUGUUUGUGACUAUUGUAUCGUUUCGUAUAGUGCGUGAUCGCUGGAUUUAUUAGUGGGUCGUGUUUAUUUGAAGAAAAAAAGUGUUUCCGAUAACAGUGAAAUGCAUGAAGCGUAAUCUUUAUCAAAUAUUCGACGGUUGGAGGAUAUUACCAUUGGAUUACUUGAACCUCGUGUCACAUGGAGAAUUUGCCGUGAGGUGAGUCGAAUUCGAUGGUUAGUAGGAAAGUUACGGGUGAACUUUGCGGAUCUGGAUCGAUUACACUUCGAUUGGAUCAUUGGGACGGAAUUGAUCGAUGAUCCAGUUUUAUGAUGGGGACUGCUUAUUUAUUCAGUGAGAGACAGGUGUAAUUGGCAGGAAGUGAGGUUUCCCAGGAGGACCUCAGCAUACCGGAGAGUCUCUUCCUUGCGAAGGACCUGGAAGAGGGCUUGGCAACCCUGGCUGGAAGUUUGGCGGGGGUCGCAGCAUCCUGGAAAGAUCAACGAUGAGCUAGCAAGAUGGCGUGGUUAGGGCAGCAUGUGCUGCUUGCUUGGCCAUGGCUGUGGCUGUGGUUUCUCGCAGCCACGGCGGGCAUCCCGUCCUACGGCGCUUCCGUCUCCAGCCCGGGACCAGGAACCGGACCGACGGAAGCUUCAUCGUCGCAGGAGUUCCGGUUCACACGGUCUCUGUACAAUGUUUCCAUACCGGAGAACUCCAUAGGUAAGACGUUCGUAGUGCCCGAGGAGAAGAUGGGCAUAAGGCUAGGACCGGCGGACCCCGACGUCGAGGUGAAGUUCAAGAUAAUGGGCGGUGACAGGGAGAAAUUCUUCAAAGCCGAAGAAAGGACCGUGGGUGACUUUUGCUUUCUUUUGAUACGGACUCGUUCGGGCAACGUGGACGUGCUAAAUCGUGAGCGUAAGGAACGUUACGUGCUGGAAGUGCGGGGGACGUCGACGAGGCGCGACGGGAAGAGCAAGCUCAUCAUCCUCGAGGCUGAUACCACGGUGGUGGUUACGGUACUGGACACUAACGACCUGAACCCUCUCUUUUACCCGACGGAGUACGAGGAGACCGUCACGGAGGAUACGCCGCUUCACAGGAGCAUCCUCAAGGUCAUGGCCGAAGACGCUGACCUGGGUAGGAACGGGGAGAUUUAUUACAGCUUCGCCGAGGAGACGGAACAGUUCUCCGUGCAUCCGGUCAGUGGCGUCAUCACCCUGACCAGGCCGCUGAGGUACUCCGAGAGGGCGAUACACGAGCUGGUGGUCCUGGCCAAGGACAGGGGCGCUCUCUUCAGGAACGUGGGUUCAUCCCGUGCCAGCACGGCCAGGGUGACGAUCAAAGUGCGCCAGGUCAAUCUUCACGCUCCUGAGAUCUACGUGCGCCACCUGCCGGACAUCCUGGAGCACUCGAACGCUGACAUCUACGCUAUAGUCCAGGUGGUAGACCAUGACGAGGGUGUGCACGGGGAGAUCGCCAGUCUGGAGAUCAUCGGCGGCGACCCGGAUGGGCACUUCAGGGUGCGGCCUGCUAAGGAUACCGGUGGCAAACCUGACGAGUACAACAUCGAGGUUCUCCACCUGCUCGACAGAGAGACUACGCCCCUGGGCUACAACCUCACGUUACGUGCCGUUGACCGGGGUGUACCCCAGCGAUUUAGCUACAAAUCCGUCCCGGUUCAUCUGGCUGAUCUCAACGACAACGCUCCGGUGUUCAACCGCGAGAUCUAUGAGGUCAAGGUGCCCGAAACGGCACCUGUCAAUACAGCAGUGAUAAGGCUGAAGGUCACCGACGCGGACGAGGGUAAAAACGCUUUGGUCUUCCUCGAGAUCGUCGGCGGAAACGAAGGCGGUGAAUUCUACGUGAACGCUGAUACCGGGAUGCUGUACACUGCGGUACCAUUGGAUGCUGAGAAGAAAGCGUUCUAUACCUUGACGGUAUCAGCUGUAGACCAGGGUAACACUGGUACCAGGAAGCAAUCAUCGGCCAAGGUCAAGAUCAACGUGGUGGAUACGAACGACAACGAUCCCAUCUUCGAGAAGUCGGAGAUGCUGGUCUGGAUAGAUGAAAAUGAACCGGGUGGUACCUCGGUGGUGAAGGUGACGGCUAAGGACAAGGACUCUGGUGAAAAUGCGUACAUAACCUACAGCAUUGACAAUAUCAAAAAAGUGCCCUUCGACAUCGAUCACUUUUCCGGUAUCGUACGUACCAAACAGGUCCUGGACUACGAGACCAUGAAGAGGGAGUACUUGCUCCACGUGAGGGCCAGCGACUGGGGUCUUCCUUAUCGUAGACAAACCGAAAUGCAGUUGAGGAUCAGAUUAAGGGACGUAAACGACAAUCGACCCCAGUUCGAGAAGAUCGAUUGUUCCGGUCACGUGCCGCGUUAUCUGCCUAUAGGAUCGGAGAUCAUCACGGUAUCAGCCAUUGAUUUCGAUGCUGGAAAUAUCAUAAGCUACAGGCUCGUAUCCGGAAACGAAGACGGCUGCUUCUCUCUAGACUCUACCAGUGGGGUCUUAUCGGUAGCCUGUGACCUGAUGGACGUCAAGGUAGCCGAACGCGAAGUCAACAUCACUGCCACGGACGGUACCCACUUCGCAGACGUAACCAGGGUCCACGUUCAUCUGGUUAAUGCCAAGAGAAAUCUUGGUUCACAAGCCAGGAUACUCACGGACGAGAGUGGGGCCUUUGAGUGCCGCGAUACGGGCGUGGCCCGACGCCUCACUGAGGCGAUAGCAUCCGCUGAGAAAAAUAACAUGCCUGGGCGCGAUGAUGAAUACACGAUGAUGCCAAGUCGGUACGGGGAGAACGUGCACGCCCCGGAAUUUCUGGACUUUCCCAAUGAAAUAAAAGUCAACGAGUCGAUACCCCUAGGUACAAUUUUGGUCAGGCUACGCGCCCGGGAUCGUGAUCUCGGUUACAACGGGAAACUAGUUUUUGGAAUAUCUGCCGGAGAUCGUGACUCCGUCUUCGGACUGGAUCCAGACACUGGGGACUUGAGUAUCAUUGGGUACCUGGACAGAGAACGGGAGAACGAGUAUUUCCUGAACGUAAGUGUUUACGAUCUUGGAAAGCCACAAAAGUCAGCAUCCAGGAUCGUGCCUAUCACGGUCCUGGACGUCAACGACAACGCACCGAAAUUCGAAAAGUCACUGGCUAGUUUCAAAGUUUCGGAAAAUGCACUCAACGGCACCAGCAUCUUCCGGGCCAACGCGUCUGACGCUGACCUGGGUGAGAAUGCCAGGAUCACCUAUCUCCUAGCCACGGAGACCAAGGACUUCAGGGUGGACCCUGUGACUGGAGUGCUCAGUGUGUUUGGGAAGCUGGACAGAGAGAGACAGGAAGUGUACGAACUGAAGAUCAGGGCACGGGAUAACGGUGGUAAGGGCACCGAUGCACCUCCGUUGCACUCUGAUGCACUUGUCAGAGUGACUGUUGACGAUGUCAAUGACAACGCACCGACCUUUGCUCUACCCAGCUACACGGUCAAGAUCCGGGAGGACAUACCGGUCUGGAGCGUCGUCGCCGUAGUCAGUGCUACCGAUCCGGAUGAUGGACCAGGUGGUGACGUCGAGUACUUCCUGUCCGAUGACGUCGAAAACGAAGGAUUUUUCAAAGUCGACAAGGUCUCGGGAACCAUUCGGACUACCCAGGAACUGGACUUCGAGGAACGUCAAGUUCACACCCUGACCAUCCUCGCGGUUGAUCGCGGUGACCCCCCCUUGUCCUCGGAGACGAUGGUCGUGGUCGAGGUCGUCGACGUCAACGAGAAUCUCCACGCCCCAGUGUUUGACGAUUUUGUGAUAUCUGCAAGUGUCUUCGAGAAUCAGCCGAUCGGUACCCUGGUGACGACCGUACGAGCUAAGGACGCGGAUCUACCCGGUGGAGACUCCAGGGUCGGCUACAGCAUCCGGGGCGGUGACGGCUUGGGAUUCUUCUCGAUCGACGAUGAAGGAAACAUCAGAACGAAAACUGUACUCGACGUGGAAACGAAAGCAGGAUACUGGCUGACGAUUUAUGCCCAGGAUCAUGCAGUCGUACCGCUCAGUUCGAAAUUGCAGAUUUAUGUGGAAAUUCUUGACGAGAACGAUAACACACCGCUUACGGAAUUGCCGGUUUAUUAUCCGUCCGUACCGGAAAAUUCGUCGAGCGGACUGAGCGUCGUACAGAUACGUGCAUUUGAUCGUGACGUCACGUCCCAGGAAGUCGUCUUCUCCAUCACCAGUGGAAAUCCCGAGGGCUACUUUCUCAUAAACUCCACGACGGGUCUCAUCACCACCAGUGGCAGGAAGUUGGAUCGCGAGAAUCAGGCCGAACACGUGCUUGAGGUCACGGUGAGAGAUAACGGCAGGCCACCCUUAUCCUCGACUACCAGGGUUGUCGUGGAGGUAGAGGACAUCAACGAUCACGCUCCGGUAUUCGAGCAAAAAUUCUACUCUGUACAAAUUCCUGCUUCUGCGCCAUUGGACAAGCCGAUCCUCCAGAAAAUGAGGAACCGCUCGCGGGAUUACGAUCUCUCGGUCGAUACGUUACUCGAGAAUGGAACAUGGGAGACAUUUAAUCCCGACACCCUGUCAGGAGAUCAUUUCUUGAGGGUAUUGGCAAAGGACGACGACGUCGGGGACAAUGGAAAGAUUCAAUACAGCAUUAAGGGUGGUCGCGGUAAAGGAAAGUUCAAGAUUCAUCCAUCGACCGGUAUGGUUUAUUCCCAGCGAUUAUUCGACGUCAGUCAAGAAUACGAGAUUAUGAUCCGCGCUGCGGACGGCGGGGAGCCUCAGCGAAGUCAUCAAACUCGCGUUUCCGUUCAAGUAAUAGAAGCGCCCGUGGAAUCCGAAAAUCCACCAGUCUUCAAGACCGUCAAUCAGAGCGUGGAGAUCACCGAAAGCGAUGACGUAGGUUUUCUGGUCGCUCUUGUUCAAGCUACCGACAAGGACGGCGACACUCUCUGGUACGACAUCGUAGAUGGUGAUAAACGGGACGAGUUUUUCAUCGGUCGUGACAAGGGAAACGUGUUACUGGCUAAAAAAGUCGACUGGGAGACGCAGAACUUUUACAAUCUCACUGUGGCUGUGAGCGACGGUGUUCGCACGGUUAACACUCAGCUGUUUGUGACGGUAAUCGACAUAAACGACCACAGGCCAGAGUUCACCGAGCACACGUAUCGCGUGGACAUUUCGGAAAACGUCGAAAAGGGCGAGACCAUCCUCCAGCUUCAUGCGACCGACGAGGACGAGGACAAGAAAGUAUUUUACAGUCUGCACGCAGCGGAGAAUCAGGCGUCGCUCGAGAUCUUUCACAUAGACUCUGUCACCGGAGUGGUUUCCCUUAACAAGGCUCUGGAUCGUGAAUCCAUUGAGGAACAUGUACUCACUGUGAUGGUGCGUGAUCAGGGAACGCCUGCUAAGAGAAAUUACGCCAGAGUCAUAGUCGCGGUUCAUGAUCACAACGACCAUGCACCCGAGUUCACCAGCGAGAUCAUCCAAGGCAAAGUGUUCGAGACUUCGCCGGUUGGCACUGUGGUCGUUCAAGUUUACGCUAUCGAUCGGGAUCGCGGUGACAAUUCCAGGAUCACCUACUCCAUCACUUCCGGUAACGUUGGUAACGUCUUCACCAUAGAUCCGGAUUUGGGAUUGAUAAGGAUCGCACGUGAACUUGACCUCAGCGCUGCUUCCGAGUAUAUACUACUGAUAAAGGCUUCCGAUCACGGUUCACCAGCUCUGAUGAACACUGUGCCUGUUCACGUUAUGGUGACAAUGGCAGACAACGCACCGCCGAGGUUCAUACAGAAGGAACUUGCUGCUGAGAUAUAUGAGAAUCAACAGACUGGAACUUACGUUAAGCACGUUGAAGCACGGAGCACGUCGUCUUUGCAGUUUGAGAUUAAAAGCGGAAAUACGGACGAUACCUUUUUUAUAAAUCCAAGCACUGGUGUCAUUACUACUAAGAAUCAAUUGGACUAUGAGAAAACCAAGUUUUACAAUCUCACCGUAGCUGCGACUAACAUGGCAGCCGCCGUUGCUCAGUGCAGUGUCAUUGUUCAUGUUCUUGAUAAAAAUGAUAACCCACCGAGAUUCCUUCAGGCUGUUUACAAUGGCGAGGUUAGCGAAGGUGCCAGCAUCGGUUCUCUAGUACUGACUAAUAGCAGCACACCUCUUGUCAUCAAAGCCGAAGACGCUGAUUCGGAAUUGAACGCGUUACUCCAUUACGACAUUGUGGAGGAUCUGCCAAGAAAGUAUUUCCAUAUUGAUUCUAGUACAGGCGCCAUAAGAACUGUCAUGGUACUGGAUCACGAGACUAUUCCAGAAUUUGUAUUUCAUGUGAAAGUCUCGGAUUUGGGUAAACCAAAAUUGUCGUCGGAAACUACUGCCAAAGUUAUGAUCACUGUAACCGAUGUCAAUGACUGUCCGCCGAAGUUUCUGCAGAACGAUUACAACGCUACGUUGCUGCUGCCAACGUAUAAGAAUGUUGCGGUGCUACGGGUCAGUGCUAAUGAUCCUGACAGUUCCGAGGGAACUUCUCUGAGAUAUGACAUUAUCGAUGGCAAUAAAGGUCACACUUUUGAAAUCGAUUCCAAAACCGGAACCAUCACUGUCGAGACGCCGGAACGAUUGAAGAAAAAUUAUCUACUGCAUGUUCGCGUCUCGGAUGGGAAGUACUCCAGUGUUACUCAAGUGAACGUGAACGUUGAGAAGUCGGAAAAUUCUGGAUUAGUUUUUCAAAAGAGUGUUUACGAGGGUACCAUACUCGAAAAUUCUACUAAGAUAUCAACCGUGGUUGUACUGAACGUUCUGGGAAGUUCACUGAAUGAACAUAUUGUGUUCAGGAUAUUGAAUCCUACUGAAAUGUUCGAAAUUGGUAGCACUUCCGGUGCCAUUAGAACCACUGGCAUUCGAUUCGAUCGUGAAAUCUGUGAUAACUAUGAACUUAUAGUCGAGGCUAAGAGUCAUACGCCAGACAGGGAUAAGCCCAGGGUCGCUCAUGUUAUCGUGAACAUUACCAUUUUGGAUAUUAAUGAUAACUGUCCCAUGUUUGUGAACCUACCUUACUACGCUGUAGUCUCUGUGGACGCUCAGAAGGGAGAUGUUAUCACCAAGGUUCAUGCAGUCGACAUGGACAGCGGCGAUAACGGCGAGGUGCGAUAUGAACUCAAGAAAGGACAUGGUGAACUUUUCAAGGUCUGCAGAAAAACUGGAGAAAUAUCUUUGAAACAAAAUCUCGAGGGUCACAAUCGUGAAUAUCAAUUAACCAUCGCUGCUUAUGACGGUGGCAUUACACCAUGUUCUAUCGAAGUGCCUGUCAAUGUAAAAGUCAUUGACAGAUCGAUGCCUGUUUUCGACAAACAAUUCUACACCGACAGCGUGCUGGAAAGUAUAGAAGUUCACUCGCCACUGGCUCUUUCGAUCCAAGCGGAAUCUCCGUUAGGAAGGAAACUCAUAUACAGCAUCACGAAAGGAAAUGAUUUUGAAGAAUUCGCCCUGGACUUCAACACCGCACCCGACAGUAACAAUGGUCCUUGUGUAAUCUAUGUGGUGGAUGAGCUGGAUUAUGAGCAAAAGAAGCAAUACGAAUUGACGGUACGCGCUACGGACAGCGUAUCCGGUGUAUACGCUGAGGUCCUUGUCAGCAUCCUGGUCCUGGACGUGAACGACUGUCCACCAGAGUUCAGUCAAGAUUCGUACAACAUAUCCGUGUCAGAAGCGGCGCCAUUUGGAACAUCAAUUCUCAAAGUCAGUUCCAGAGAUAACGAUACCGGAAUCAAUCAAAAGAUUCGAUACGCGAUACAGAACGAUACCCACAACAGCAAUGAUCUAUUUCACAUAGAUCCUGAGGAGGGUGUAAUAUACCUUAAAAGAUCUCUAGAUCACGAAGCCUACGAUUCUCAUCACUUCACUGUGAUAGCUAUGGAUCGCGGUGUACCGAGUUUAUCAAGCACUGCUCACGUCUGGGUAUCAGUCAUCGACAUGAACGACAAUCCGCCGAAAUUUGAACAACCCUCGUAUACUUGUUCUUUGUCAGAACACGCAGAACGUGGUCAAUUCGUGACGGUUGUAUCGGCAAGUGAUCCAGAUUACGUCGACGAAAAGGUGACGUAUACAAUAGUGGGUGGCAACGAUCAGCAAACCUACAACAUAGAUCAGUCAACUGGAAUCAUAUCGUUGAUCAAUAUGCAAAAUUUUGGAGAUCAAAAGCUAACGAUGCUGAACGUAUCCGUGACCGAUGGAGUAUACACAAGUUUCGCCAGGGUCAAAAUUGAGAUCCUUCCUGCUAACAGGCACAACCCUAAAUUUCCUAAUCCUGUGGUUGAGGUGACCGUUUUGGAAAAUCAGUUACCAGGAAGACUGGUAACCAGUGUUGUUGCUGUCGAUGAAGAUUUCGGUGAUUAUGGAACAGUUGUGUAUUCCAUACCUUCUGAUCUGAUGAGGGAGACCUUUGACAUCAAUAGAUUGACCGGUGAGAUCGUCACCAGGAAGAAGCUUGAUCGUGAGCAACAUAAGCUUUAUGAAAUACCGGUUAUGGCUACUGACGGUGGCGGUAAAUCUGGAUUUGUUAUGAUAAGAGUGAAAGUUGGCGAUGAGAACGAUAACGCUCCAGUCUUCCUCCUGAGAGAGUACAAGGCAACGAUCUACGGGAAUAUGUCGCUCAAAACUGUUUUCAUGAAGGUCAAAGCCCAGGAUGCCGACGAAGAUGACGCUGCUAGGAUUCAAUAUUCUAUAUACGAACCACGCAAUUCUGAGGCUAAGGAACUGUUCGGUAUCAAUCCUGAUACCGGUGCUAUAUUCCUUCAGAAGAGUGCUCAACUUUGGGAGAAUCAACAGUUUCAACUGUUCAUUCGUGCCGAAGAUAAGAGUCCUGUACCACAUCAUUCCGACGUACCUCUCAGUGUCUAUAUAAUGGGUCCACACAACAUUCCACCACUUUUUGAAAGGAUGGAAGAUAAGUUCUUUAUAUCUGAAGCUUCGCCAAUUGGUACUCCUAUCACACGACUGAAAACAGUCACCAAUAGUAGUGUAACUUAUCGUAUAAUAUCCGGCAGUGAAGAUUCUUCGCCAUUCCUCAUUGAUUCCCACGGUGAGAUAACCUUGGCUGAACCUCUUGAUCGUGAACUGAAAGACAAUCAUCUGAUUGGAGUCUUAGCAGAGACAGACUCAAGUCCCCCGUUAACGGCACUGGCUGAAAUAUCAUUACAAGUGCUGGACGAGAAUGAUCAUCCACCGAAAUUCGAGAGCAAUCCAUAUAUGAUUAAUUUGGCAGAGAAUAUCGAUGAAGGUAGUUCAAUAUUAAAAGUGAUAGCUCAUGACAAUGAUUUGGGCAGCAAUGGCGAAGUGCGGUACUCAUUUGGUUCAGACAUUGGUGAUCUUGCUAAUGUAUUCACUGUGGAUGCUUACACUGGUUGGAUUUCAACGUUGGUACAAUUGGAUAAAGAGAAACGAGGUGAAUAUAAAUUUCAAGUUGUCGCCACUGAUAAUGGCAGCUCAAAACAUUUUGCCAGGACGUCGGUUCACGUUAAGCUCAAGGACUAUAACGACAAUCCACCCGCAUUUGUUGAUGAACAGUACGACGCAAUUGUUAACGAGGACGCAUUACCUGGUACCGUGGUUGUCAAAUUGGUUACCAUUGAUAAAGAUACCGAUCUUAAUACUCCAGUAGAGUUUUAUAUCACGUCUGGAGAUCCAAGAUCACAAUUUCAGAUCAGAUCAACUGGUGAAGUCUACGUCUCCAAGAGUUUAGAUCGUGAGACCACUGAUCAGUAUGACUUAUUAGUCGUAGGCACUGAUGGAAAAUACGUGUUUGAUACUAAGGUCACUAUCAAGGUGCUAGAUGUCAAUGACAAUCCUCCAUAUUGUCUGAGGUACCGAUACCGAGAGAUACUAUCAGAAGGUUCGCAUCCUGGAACGUACGUCCUAACUGUUCUAGCAACUGACUAUGACGACGAACCCAAUGCCAAACUUCGUUUUUAUUUGACCGGUGAUAACAAUGAUAAAUUCUCUCUUGACAAAGAGACAGGAAUACUCAAAACAGUUGGUCAACUGGACAGAGAGACUCAAGCCAAGUACUCACUGACUGCUCAUGUUCAAGACAGAGAUAAGCCCAGCUGGGAAUGUUCAUCGCAGUUGGAAAUUCUAGUAUCUGAUCUGAAUGAUAAUGCACCGAAGUUCACGAUGCAAUCUUACAGUACAACACUGCCAGAGGAUGUGGAAGUGGGAACUCUGGUUACCAAAGUGCACGCUACGGACAAUGACAUUGGUAUCAACCGGAAGGUCAAGUACGAGUUUAUUGAUUCUGCUGACGGUCACUUCCUGAUUGCACCUGACAGUGGAAUCGUCACUCUGGCUAAGCCACUGGACCGUGAAACGAAGGCCAUGUACAACGUUACUAUUCAAGCCCUGGAUCAGGGUACUCCACAAUUGUUCAGUGUCGCCUCCCUCAUAGUGAACGUUCAAGAUAUAAAUGAUAACCCACCAGAGUUCGCUUCUAAGUUCUACUUCGCAAGCGUGCCGGAAAUCGAUGCUGUUGGAACGGAAGUCGCAAGAGUCCUAGCCACUUCUAAGGAUACUGGUGUCAAUGCUGACGUCUACUACUCCAUUGUUGGUGGAAAUGAACAUAAAAAGUUUCAAAUUGAUACCCAAACUGGGGCAAUUACCAUCUCUGAACAGUUGGACUACGAACGAGCUCGUGACUACUUCUUGACUAUUCAAGCCAUUGACGGUGGUAUACCACCUUUGAGCAAUCAUGCUACUGUCAAUAUUACUGUCACUGACAGUAACGACAAUGCACCUAUUUUCAGUGAAGUCUCUUACAGAACCUCAAUACGAGAGGAUGCCAAAGUUGGAGAGAAAGUUACACAGGUAUUUGCAAAUGAUUUGGAUAGCGCGGAAAAUGGGAAUGUCUCGUAUUACAUUGAACGAGGUGACAGACAGAAGCAAUUUUUAAUCGACGAGAAGACUGGUGUGAUAACUGUCCUCGCAUCUCUGGAUCGAGAAACGAUAUCCAACUACGUGCUGGAGGUUCACGCCCGCGACAGCGGAAUACCGAUGCUCUCAAACUUUGUAAUGGUCAACAUCGAGGUUCUUGACGCUAAUGACAAUCCGCCAUUGUUCUCACAACCGAACUACACAGCCGUAGUACAAGAAGACAAACCGCUCGGUCACGUUGUUCUGCAAUUUAUUGUCACCGACGCGGAUACAGUGCCAAACGCCGAUCCAUAUACCUUUGACUUCCGUUCAGGAAACGAAGGGGACGCUUUCCGUUUGGAACAAGAUGGCAGCCUGCGCACAGCAACAAAAUUCAACAACAGAGUAAGGGACAAGUAUGUUCUUCACGUCAGAGUCUUCGACAACGGAAGUCCUCCACUGUAUUCUGAUGCCUGGGUCGUCAUCAAGGUCAUCGAAGAAUCCCAAUACCCUCCUGUCAUCACGCCAUUGGAGGUUAUCGUAAACUCCUACUUGGAUGAAUAUCCUGGAGGUAUCAUUGGCAGGGUACACGCUACUGAUCAGGAUCAAUAUGAUACACUUCACUUUAGUCUCGUACCUUCAUCACCAUAUCCAAACACCGACCUGUUCCAAAUUGACAAGCUAGACGGUACCUUGGUAGCACUGCCAAGACUCGACGUAGGAGAGUACAGGGUGAACAUCAGUGUGACAGAUGGCAAGUUCAAUUCAUUUUCAAUAGUGACAGUGAACGUGGAUCUAGUUUCUGAUAAGAUGCUGGAGAACUCUGUGAUAGUGAGAUUCCGUGAAGUCAGUCCUGAAGACUUCAUCCUGAGUCACCGCAAGGGCUUCCUGAGAACUGUACGAAACGCUAUGGGUUGCCGUCUCAAAGACGUUGUCCUGAUCAGCGUACAAGCGUCAUCGGAUGAAGCUAAUAUCAUCAAAUCCCGUGGCAUUAGGCAAGCUGUUCACAACGACCUGGACGUCCUCUUCGCCGUCAGGAAGCCACAGACUGUGAUAUCUCCUUUGGGUUUUCAUUCAUCCGAAAGUAUCCGGGAGGCGGUGAAUCAGCACUUGGAGGAACUGGAAAAAUCGACGGAUCUCGUUGUCGAAGAGAUCGUCAGGUUCAAGUGUAACAAAGGAUACUGCGUUUACGGUGAUUGUCACGACAAGAUCAUCUUGGAUCCUAAUCAGAUAACGCCAAUAGCUACUGACGUAAUGAGCUACGUAUCCCCACGUCAUAAACACAAGAUAGAUUGUAGCUGCAAGGAAGGCUAUGCCGGAAACCACUGCGAGAUUGUGGUGAACGAAUGUGCCAGAGACCCCUGUCCUUUGUUCAAGGUCUGCGUUCCUGAUUCAUCGGUUCAAGGAUACUCCUGUCAAUGUCCUGAAGGAUUCGCCGGUCAGACUUGUGACAUAGACAUAUCCAAGUGUCACGACAAGUCCUGUUACAUCCCCAGAAACCCGAUAUCCUUCAGCGGCAAGAGCUACGCCCGGUACAGGAUUGACAAAGCCCUCCUCAGACAAACUAUCGAAGAUCGUCUGAGUCUGUCCCUGAGGAUCAGGAGCAUGCAGCCCACGGGGAGUCUCAUGUACGCCGCUGGAAAGAUCGACUACAACGUCCUGGAGAUAGUAAACGGUGUAGUGCAGUACAGAUUCGAUCUUGGAAGUGGUGAAGGUCUUGUCAGAGUCAGCAGCGUCUACGUCAGUGACGGUCAAUGGCAUGAAAUUCAACUUGAACGCGAAAGUAAUAGCGCGCGACUAACAGUUGACGGAAAACACGUAGCCCAUGGUUCAGCACCAGGUGUGAACGACAUCCUAAGCCUGCAAGCUGACGAUUUUUACCUGGGCGCAGAAGUCAAGCAGCAUCCAUCUGUCCUGGGAUUUGAAGAUAUUCAACGUGGUUUCAUUGGAUGCAUGGACGACGUCAGAGUUGCCAGGGUAUCAGUACCACUGCACAUGAGUGGCGCUAGUAGCGUUGCAGUCCUCAAGCGUUUCACAAACGUCGAAUUCAGUUGCGAUACAGCCACCAUCCUUGUGCCACCUGGUAUAUGUGGUUCCCAACCAUGUCAGAAUGGUGGUACCUGCAAGGAUUCAGGCGGUGACAGUUAUGAAUGCCAAUGUCAUGAGAGAUUCACGGGUCUAGCAUGUGAGCUAGACACUGAUCCUUGUGCGUCAUCACCCUGUCUAUAUGGCGGCAGGUGCAAGAUCGUUCCAGGAGGUGGUGAUUACACCUGCGACUGUGUCGGUCCUAGUCUCAGUGGGAAACGUUGUGAGCUUGGACGUUAUUGCACUCCAAAUCCUUGCAUACACGGUGGAGUCUGCGAAGAGGGUAACAACGGACCAAUAUGCAAGUGUCAGGGUUUCACAGGGGAGUGGUGCGAGACUGACGUCAACGAGUGUGACGCUAAUCCUUGCACCAAUGGCGGCACAUGCAUCAAUGAAAUAGGAACCUACAGGUGCAAAUGUCCACCUAACAUGACUGGGUCGAAUUGUGGAAAUCCUGCAUUCUCCACUCCAAUAAUAUCAAACCGCUUCAGCAUCACUUCGGAACAACUGAUGUGGAUUGGCAUAGCAGCCAUUGUCAACCUAUUCCUCAUCAUCAUCAUCUUCGUGGCAUACCGAUGCAUACGCAUGAAGAGGAUCAGGGCGCGUGCCAACAACAUCAACAACGAGACCAGGAAGCAGAUUGUUCUGAACUCAGCAAGACCACAUGAACACGAGUUCAAGCGUAGUUCGAAACUAAGCAACUUGGAAGUAAUACAGAGAGAACCUCCCCAAUGUCCUCCCCGUCCCGCAUCCUACACCCCAAGUUCUAACAACGAGUCAGCCUCGUACAGUAAUUCUGCGGCCGUGGCACUGAAUAACCUCGACACACUGCGCAGCUACGGAAGCGCUGGCGACGAGUUGGAGAACUUCCCGCCAGAUUAUCUGCGCAAUCUUAAUCGAAGUACCCCUGUACCACCUCCCGCCCUAACACUUGCUAAUCCAGUCGGUGGAAAUGCUACCGGAAGCGACACGGAUAGUCUUCACAAGCCCACGUGGCAGGAGCAGAUGCAGCUGGCGUCCUUCAUCACAGAUAGCACAAAAAUAAAAAAUGACCUGAAACGAGCGAGUCCAGUGGUACCGGAGCUGACCACUGGAGGACUACUAUUAAGUACACGACGGGGACCUCAUGCUGGUGGUACCUCCAUUGCUUCUUUGUCAUCCAUCGAGGAUGAUCCUCGCAUCGUUGGCGGGUAUCACUGGGACUGUUCAGACUGGGUCAGGCCAAGUCAGAACCCCUUACCUAACAUCACGGAGGUUCCUGGCAGCGAAGUUCCCGACUCAUCCAGCUUCCACAGCAAUGAGAGCAACGAGUCCAACACUCAUCAGUUACCAUCAAUGCACGGUCCAAUAGACCCAACCCGAGAUAUAGAGACCCUAAACGAGGACCAAGAAUCCGAAUACGUGGGCGACUCGGAGUGCGGAACGGAAUUCUCGGAGCACUAUCAUCACUGUGCGGAAACGCAACGGCUCAAUCCAUUGGAUAGCGGCGGCGAGGGCGAGUACAAGUACAAGGACUCGGAUAGUUAUCUACGGCAUCCAAAUUCUUAUCUGCCGCAUUACAAUAUCCACACGGAUACGGAGAACGAGACAAAUCCGCUUAACGGGCACCUGAGUACCCUGGAAUCCGACGAAGAAGAUGACGUAGUGCCUUAUGGUUUUCCAAGUAGUAGGCGCAACCGAUGCCACAAGGGCGAUGACGUCGACGAGAUCGGCUCUGUUAUCACCACCCUCGAGGAGCGAAAUUCUCUGUUGGGCGGCGGUACCAGCAACAGCGAUCUCUCGACCAAUCUCUGCGAGAUCGACGACUCCGAAUACGAGAUCAACGACCAGAAGAGCAACAAUGGACGGAUAUGGCUAUCCGGAAACGGCAUCACGCAGACCUCAGUGUGACAAACGGUCGAAAACGCCAAUAAUGUGAACUUACUAAAUGUGAUCGUGUUUGUGCUCCCCGGACGAGUGAAUGUUGAUAAGAAGUAUGCAAUUUUGUACAUAGAUAUAUAUUAUUGAAUAUUCCCGCGAAUAAUAGCUAGGCAAAGGCAAUCUGCACAGGCAGCUAACGUUUAAGGGACUGACAUUAACGAUAAUACGAUUACUAGGAUAAUUUGUAAAGCUACAACUUCAUGUAAACGACUCGUCAACGGUGUACAGAUAUUUUCACGGUAAUACCGCGUCGCGAUUUUUCUCUACCGGAAUAUCCAAGUAACUAAUGGAACGAAUGCAAUGAAAUUUAAGUAAAGCGACGUACGGGAGGGAUCUUCUUAGCUACCGACGUACUUAAUCAACCAGAUACCAGUGAGGGUUCUGCUGUUUCAUUUUCAGGUUUUGUUGCGUACGUCAGUUAUACGGAGAGCACUGUCAUUCCUAUUUAGUUCGCACUUUUUCGUCCUGUCCAAAUCGCUAUUACUUCCAUUAUGUUAUAUUGUCUAAGGGCGAGCUUGGUUUGUGGCUUCGCUUUUAUUCUGAACCAAAUCGCCAUUGCGCAUCGUGGACCAUGCAUAUACUCUCGUUACUUUUAUUACAAAUAUUAUUAAUUUUCUAUUACAAUGCAGUUUUAAAGGAAUUCCGCAAUGUAUUUAAAAAGAAUUUAGCGCAAAAGGAUUCUCAGCUAUGGUUUUAAAAAUGGAAUAUGAAUAGAGAGAUGAGAAAAAAAGUAGAACAGAAGAUAACGACUUUGUUUUCUUGAUGGGCUUAAGGGAAUGAAGGAAGAGAAAGAGAUGCAAAGAACAGUAGGAUGAUUCGAGCCGAAUGGAAUCAUGAUCACGUCGAUAGACCAAUGACUAUUAUUUAAUAAUAUAUUGUUUAAGCGUAAGUGUUAUCCUACAACUGUAUUUCCAUCGUAAGAGUAUACACAUAGGUAUGUUUAUGUAUUUUUACUAAUCACUAACCAAUGAUUAUUUUGGCUACGUGUAAACUGAACCGAUCAACUACUUAAUGACGAUUGAUACAUAACAGAUAUGAAGAGAGAAAGAGAGACACGACGUGUAGCUUAGCUUAAGUAAAUGAAAAGUAAAAUUAAAGCUAGCGGCAAUAGACGAGCCAUUCCUGGGUAAAUCGCGAAAAGACGAGGAUGAUUAUGAUUUAAAAAAAAAGAAUGAAAAACAAGAAAAAGAGGAAAAAACGUGGACGGCCAACGGAGCACGUCGAGAGAGCUCUAACGUCCCUUAUUAAGCACAAGUUAAAUAGUUAAAGAUGAAUAUAAAAUAUUUUUACUGUGAUGAUAAUAAUGUUUAUACGAUGACGACGAAGUACUAUGACUUCUUGUAUCAUAAUAAUCGCAAUGUUAAUUAUCUGUCAUUUUUUAUGGGAAAAACAAUCUGUUAGAGAAACUGUGUAGAGCUGACAUUGUUCCUCAACAUUGUAACUAUCGUUAUCAAUGACUCCGUCAUUAUUAUCAUUAAUCCAUUCAUCUUGUCAAUCAUUUUCAACUUCGUUCUUCCGUCGAUCAUCAAUCGAUCAGCUUUGUACGGCGUAACCGAACACUGUGCUGAUUGAUACAAAUUUGACAGUAAAUUUUAUAUUGAUUGUUUAUCAAUAAGACUGCCGGUGAUUAAUGCGAGUAUCUUUGUGCUAAUUGUAUAAAUUCUAAUUAUCUGAAUCAUUUUGAAAACCAAUAAUAUUCCAGUCAUUAUUUGCUUGUUAUACUUAAAGACGACGAAUCCACGUCGCUAGGCUCUUUCUGAGAGCGUGUUAUUGAACGGCGAUAGAACAAAGGAAAAUGACAAUUAGUUGGAUCGAUUGAAACUGCCAAUAACCUAAUGCCAUAUAUGUAAAGCAAUGCAUUUCUCCGUUGGGCGGACUAGUAAGUUUUGCGAAUUUGCGUGGACGGGAUUCUAACGCUUUUCUUUCGUUGUAAUUAAUACAUAUAAGUCGUCUCUUAAUUAAUGCUCUUCAUUCCCACGUUAAUUAAUUUCCGUCGAAUAAGUGCGUAGCGGCAGCUUAACUGGAUGAGGUAAUAUAGCGCAUUUUCUUUUUUGUAUACGUAGAAAUUUCGUAAAAGAAAAUAGGAGAGAAAGAAAAAAUUGUUGAGUACCACUUAUGUUCCUGUUUUGAUAAGGACAACCCAGCCGACGUAACCGCAAUUGUUUUUUGCGAUAUGUCAGCAGAAACGCCGUUAGGUGAUAAGAGACGAUGCGAUUAUACAGGGUGCGAUUAUUUUACGUUUUAUCACGAGGAUAUAAAAUCAAUCAAACUGUCGUCCCUGAUGUAAUAUUAUUUUAAAUGGCGAGGAAGGAUAGGAAAGGAGAACGAAAAAAAAAAAGAUUCGUCCGUGCCUCCCUACCUGAAAUUUCAGAGCGCGACUAUUUUAAUCGCGGAUACAAUUGAAUCUAGAUAAUUUAUUCUAUAUUAGAAUGAAGUAAGACCAUUGUACAGUUUAAUUUAAUGAAUUGUAUCAGGUACGAGCAUCAAAGUUGGCAAUGAAACUUUAAGUCGGUGUCGAAGCACGGUGCACGCUGAGAGGGUUAAUAUUGUUUUUAACGUUUUUAUUUAAUGUUAAUUUAUGACGGCGUAAACUAUUGAAAAGUCGCGCGCAACGGAUUCGCUUUCGUAAUUGCAAACUCAAAAAUUGGGAGUCAACUUCGAUGUCUUUUAUUUGUAUGGUCUUCGUCGAGCUAGCAAUGAUUUGAUGCUUUGGGUUUGUUGAAGGCAGCCGCCAUGCCUCAGGCGAUUCGCAAUCGUUUAUUGUAUUAUUCUCUACUUGUAGCCGAGGCGAUUGGAAUUGACGUGAGGAUGUUCCAUGUAGUAAAAUGCCAUGCGAAGUUGGAGAAGCAUGGCCCGACAAAAGGCCAAGAUAGCAAAAGGCAUUUUGCUGAAGAUAUUUUUUGUGCGUGACGUUAUUUUAAAAAUAUUUUUUUAACAACCCCCCUAACUUUAGGCCUACCUAUGUGUCAAUCGUGAAUGUCUUUUUUUUUCAAUCGCAAUAACGGAACAAUUAAAGAAUAUGUUUACCAUGGAAUUUCGGUAGACAUCGCUGCGUGCGUAUCGAUUCGUUAUCAUUGUACCGUAUGAAAUUACACUAUCAUAAUGCAUAUACGCGUCAGACACAUAACCCACAUAUUCGACACUGUGAAAAGAGUAUUGUAAAAGAAAUUGGGUACAAUUUUUCAAUUCGCCACUGUAACAUGUUUCGGAAUAGCCCUGAUAAUAGAAUACAUAUCGAUAUCAUGAAUUCUUUCAGAGAAUGAGGAACUUGACUUGUUGUAAUUGUAAGGCUAUAAUUAAUUUGUACAAGAUCAACCUAUUGUAAUAAAGAAACGAAUCUUGCCUAUAAAA
This is a messenger RNA of Cephus cinctus (wheat stem sawfly), 18306 nucleotides long. It is a transcript of the gene kug, whose product is annotated as fat-like cadherin-related tumor suppressor homolog. Gene Ontology annotation, molecular function: calcium ion binding. NCBI's taxonomy places the organism in Eukaryota, Metazoa, Arthropoda, Insecta, Hymenoptera, Cephidae. Gene Ontology annotation, biological process: homophilic cell-cell adhesion. Bases 577 to 14925 code for a protein of 4782 amino acids. Gene Ontology annotation, cellular component: plasma membrane. The transcript has 23 exons. The record is from RefSeq and is a predicted model, not a curated record.